Molecule: messenger RNA, 1227 nt
Organism: Rotaria sp. Silwood2
Lineage: Eukaryota; Metazoa; Rotifera; Eurotatoria; Philodinida; Philodinidae
Source: the annotation of a GenBank genome assembly
AUGGUUGGUUGUCUUCUCAUUGGGGCUAUCCCAACUGCUUUAACACCAUUUAUCAGCAGUGCUUCAGAAUUGAUCGCAAUACGAUUUUUCGUCGGUAUUCUAGGAGGAACUUUUGUUCCAUGUCAAGUCUGGACAAGUCAAUUCUUCGACAAAAAUAUUAUUGGACUAGCAAAUGCUUUAACUGCAGGAUGGGGCAAUGCAGGAGGUGGCGUUACAUUUUUUCUCAUGCCAGCAGUUGUAUCUUCGCUCAUGAACAACCAUGGCAUAAGUCAAUAUUGGGCAUGGCGAAUUGCUUUUCCAAUGUGUCCACUAGUGAUUAUUGUUUGUGUUGCCAUCGCCACUCUUGUCUUUGGACACGACACUCCGAAUGGACCAUGGAACAGUCGAAAUUUGCACCAAGACAUUAAAACAGAUUGUACUCAAGUGCUUAAUGGAGCUGAGCUUCCGGUUAACAAUGACGAAAGUAUUGCAAUGACUGAAGCAUCUUCUCACUUAAAAGAUGAAGACACAAGCUUUAUUUCUCAUCCAAAGACUGCAAUAGUCACUGACAUAUCAGAUAGGCCUAAUGAACUGAACAAUACUCGAAUCGUUGCAAUUAACGAUGAAAUAGUUCGGGCACCAUCAGCUAUAGAUGUAUGGAAAAUUGUCUUUUCAUCACGCACUCUACUGGUUGCACUUCCUUACCUGUGUUCAUUUGGUUCCGAACUUGCUGUCGAAGGAAUUAUUUCUGAUUUUUAUAUUCAAACCACAAAAAUUCAAGAUGGAAUCGUUUGGAAUUCCCAAACAGCUGGAAACUGGGCUGCUGUCUUUGGGCUUUUGAAUAUUGUUACUAGACCUUUGGGAGGAUAUAUUUCUGAUGUACUGUAUCAACAUAAAGGACUUAGUGCGAAGAAAUGGUGGCUAAUCUUUCUUGGAGUUGUGCAAGGUGUCUUCUUCAUUUGGAUUGGAUUUGCAAAAUGCAAGAUUUACUAUUUGAUUAUGUUCAUGACAGGUCUAGCAAUAUUUAUGGAGGCAGCAAAUGGAGCCAUUUUUUCUUUAGUUCCUGCUAUUCAUCCAAAAUUUACGGGUAUUGUUUCAGGUGUAACUGGGGCAUCUGGGAACGUGGGUGGAAUUUUGUUCAGCUUAGCUUUUCGAUUUCUUGGAACUGAUUAUCAGACAGCUUUGUGGAUUAUUGGAAUGGUCUGUUUAGGUUCAAAUCUUGCAGUUAUCUGCAUACCACUGCAAUAA